Messenger RNA from Gopherus flavomarginatus (Mexican gopher tortoise), 3591 nucleotides. It is a transcript of the gene APPL1, whose product is annotated as adaptor protein, phosphotyrosine interacting with PH domain and leucine zipper 1. Bases 103 to 2229 code for a protein of 708 amino acids. Gene Ontology annotation, biological process: signaling. Lineage: Eukaryota; Metazoa; Chordata; Testudines; Testudinidae. Gene Ontology annotation, cellular component: cytoplasm; endosome membrane. The transcript is spliced from 22 exons. The record is from RefSeq and is a predicted model, not a curated record. Gene Ontology annotation, molecular function: identical protein binding.
GGCCCAGGGUUGUGGCUGUGCUGACGAAGGGGGGAGGGGCUCAGUGGUGGGUGCUCGGCAGGGCUUGUGGGCGCGUUGGCCCGUAGAGACAGAGCCGUCGCCAUGCCCGGGAUUGACAAGCUGCCCAUUGAAGAGACGUUGGAGGACAGUCCCCAGACACGUUCUUUGCUGGGUGUGUUUGAAGAAGAUGCUGCAGCAAUUUCCAGUUACAUCCGCCAGUUGUAUCAAGCCAUGCGUCGAAUUUAUGAUGCACAGAAUGAAUUAAGUGCAGCAACUCAUCUAACUUCAAAACUUCUAAAAGAGUAUGAGAAGCAGCGUUUUCCAUUAGGGGGCGAUGAUGAAGUUAUGAGCUCUACCCUACAACAGUUUGCAAAAGUGAUAGAUGAGCUCAGCUCUUGUCAUGCAGUGCUUUCAACUCAACUAGCUGAUGCCAUGAUGUUUCCCAUUACUCAAUUUAAAGAAAGAGAUCUAAAAGAGAUAUUGACUUUAAAAGAAGUUUUCCAAAUUGCCAGCAAUGAUCAUGAUACUGCCAUUAACAGAUACAGUCGGCUGUCAAAAAGAAGAGAGAAUGAAAAGGUCAAGUAUGAAGUUACAGAAGAUGUGUAUACUUCCAAGAAGAAACAGCAUCAGACUAUGAUGCAUUAUUUCUGUGCAUUAAAUACUCUUCAGUACAAGAAGAAAAUAGCCAUGCUGGAACCCUUGCUAGGAUAUAUGCAAGCUCAGAUAAGUUUCUUUAAAAUGGGUUCAGAAAAUCUUACUGAGCAGCUGGAAGAAUUUUUAACCAAUAUUGGGACAAGUGUACAAAAUGUUCGCCGGGAAAUGGAUUCUGAGGUAGAAACCAUGCAGCAGACCAUAGAGGACUUGGAAGUAGCCAGUGAUCCAUUAUAUUUACCUGAUCCAGAUACAACAAAAUUUCCUGUCCAUAGAAAUCUAACACGGAAAGCUGGCUAUCUUAAUGCAAGGAAUAAGACUGGGCUGGUGUCUUCCAGUUGGGACAGACAGUUUUAUUUUACUCAGGGUGGAAACCUAAUGAGUCAGGCAAGAGGUGAUGUAGCUGGAGGACUUGUCAUGGACAUAGACAACUGUUCCGUAAUGGCUGUGGACUGUGAGGACAGAAGAUACUGCUUUCAGAUAACAUCUUUUGAUGGCAAAAAAUCUUCGAUCUUACAGGCAGAGAGUAAAAAAGAUUAUGAAGAGUGGAUAUGUACAAUAAACAACAUCUCUAAACAGAUAUACCUCAGUGAAAACCCUGAGGAAAUUGCUGCACGUGUGAAUCAAUCCGCUCUGGAGGCUGUCACCCCCUCUCCUUCCUUCCAACAGAGACAUGAGAGCAUGCGGCCAACAAUACAAUCUCGGCCUCCGACAGCUCGUACAAAUAGCUCUGGGUCUUUGGGAUCUGAAUCAGCAGCUUUAUCAGCACUUUCCUUGGAUUCCCUUGUUGCCCCUGACACACCGAUACAAUUUGACAUAAUUUCUCCAGUUAGUGAAGAUCAGCCUGGUCAGGCAAAAGCCUCAGGGCAAUCGGGCAGACGUACAAACCCAUUUGGUGAAUCUGGAGGCAAAAAAUCUGAAACAGAAGAUUCCAUUCUUCACCAGUUAUUUAUUGUAAGAUUCCUUGGCUCCAUGGAGGUUAAAUCUGAUGAAAGUCCAGAUGUUGUUUAUGAAACAAUGCGCCAAAUACUAGCAGCCCGGGCUAUCCAUAAUAUUUUCAGGAUGACAGAAUCACAUUUAUUAGUCAGUUGUGACUGUUUAAAGUUAAUAGAUCCCCAGACGCAAGUUACAAGGCUCAGGUUUCCUUUGCCAAGUGUAGUCUUGUAUGCUACGCACCAGGAGAAUAAACGCCUUUUUGGAUUUGUGCUUCGGUCUUCAGGAGGGAGAGUUGAGAGCCAUACAACAUCUGUCUGUUAUAUAUUUGAAUCAAACAAUGAAGGGGAAAAGAUAUGCGACUCUGUUGGACUGGCAAAACAGAUUGCUUUUCAUGCAGAAUUGGAUCGUAGAGCAUCAGAAAAACAAAAAGAAAUAGACAAAGUAAAAGAGAAACAACAGAAAGAACUCAGUAAACAAAAGCAAAUUGAAAAGGACUUGGAAGAGCAGAGCCGAUUGAUAGCUGCUUCCAGUAGACCCGGUCAGAGCAGUGGAGAGGGACAAUUUAUAGUCCUUAGCAGUAGCCAGUCAGAAGACAGUGAUUUGGGAGAAGAUGGGAAGAAGAAAAGAGAGUCCGAAGCAUGAGAUUACUAAUAUUGUUAAAACUGGAAUCUUUGGACGUAUCUGUGGUGAAAUGGCAAAAAUUACACAAGAAGAAAAAUAGAGGUGGAGGGUCUGCUUAUUAUAUAGAAGAUUUAACAAUAUGCUGACCAGAUUAUACUUUGUUGUUUUUUUUCUUUUGAACAUUCAUUAACUAACUUUGCCUUUUAAUGUAAAUAUGUACCUUCUUCCAUGUGUGAUAAAGAAGCAUGGUGACAUUGCCAUGUUUGCUACAGAAUUACAUCUUCAAGACUUCUCUUAAUUAUGGAAACUUUUUUCACUUACCUGAUUGUGCAGCUGGCUGUUUUAAAGCAAAAAUUAAUCUUCUGAUUGGGCUUCAACAGUACACUGAAAUAUUGUUCUUUAAAUUGCUGUACACAGAACAUUUUGCAAGGAACAAAAGUGGGCUUUGAACUGACACAAUGCUAAGCUGUAUCUAAAUACUGUUGCAGAGAAUUGUUUCUGGUUUGUUUAAAAAAAAAAAAAAAUUAAUCCUCAGUAACACCAGAUAAAUGUGCAAUAGUUUUAGAUUGAUGAGCGAGAGAUUUUAAUAUUUGUUUUAUGUUGAAUUGGAUGGUACUGUGUCCAUUUCUUGUUAAUAUAACUUAGGACACUUUCUUGGACGAUAAAAAAGAUUUUACUCCAUUUAACGUAGAUAAGAAUUAGAAGGAUGUAUUUGCAUCUUGGUGAAUGGAGAAUUGUGUUAUAGAUCCUUUUACUUUCAGGGAGUAUACACACUGUAUUCUCAUUUUGAAGCGAAAAUACUACAUUCUCAGUUCUCUGUCAUGGAACUGUAGUUAACUGUCCAGUACUUGGGGUUUACUUUAUAAUAAUAAGUAUGUUAACAUUGUGAAAAUGUUGGAUUAAACCAGCUGUUUGAAGAUCUGCUGAAUUACCCACAUACCUUAGAAUCAGUUCACUAAAUUUACUAGAAAGAGUUUGCGGGGGGGAAGGUGUUUGGAUCAUUGCAUGUAAAUGUGUUUUGCAAAAAAUAUUUAACAGCAAUAGGGUGCAAGCAUACAAAUCCUACUUUCUACCUAAACUGCGUGAAGACUUUUUUUCAAAGGUGUCUGCUUACAAGUCUUAAGCCUGAUCUCCUUACUAUUGCAUGAUGUACAUAACUUAUUUUGUACUAUAUCAAAAGUGCUUUGACCUUUUCAUCUUGAAUAGGAAACCAUUUAAUGUAAGAGAAUUUAUUUAUUUUUGCACUGAUUACUGUAUAUAGUGAAGUCCAAUGAAUAGAAGAUGCAUUUAUGUAUCAGUGUCAGGGAAAAUCUAGUGUAGUACAGUAAUGUGAGGCAAUGUACUAAACAUGAAAAUACAGCUGUAUCUCUGGGUCACUUUCAA